Molecule: messenger RNA, 3573 nt
Organism: Maudiozyma barnettii
Lineage: Eukaryota; Fungi; Ascomycota; Saccharomycetes; Saccharomycetales; Saccharomycetaceae
Gene: HER1
Product: Her1p
Exons: 1
Coding region: 1-3573 (1190 amino acids)
Source: RefSeq, a predicted model, not a curated record
AUGAAUUAUCCUGUAAGGACAAAGGAUACAGCUGAUCAUUCUGGGUUCGAUGUACAAUUGGAUUGGUUAUACAAAGGGAAAAGAAGAAGUAAACCAAAGGGACUGAACGCCUUACCUAUUAGGAAGAAGCCUCCUACGGCAUCUUCUACUCCUACUCCUACUAUUACCAUCUCAGGGAGUAAUGAUACCACUACUACUAGUGCACCUAGUACUAGUGCACCGGUGUCUAAAAUUAGAAGUAGAUCGAAAUCUAUCUCUAAUGGUAUGUUAUCAGAAAGUAAAACAUCUUCAAAUGAAUGGAGUACAGUGAAGCAAGAUAUCUUGAAGAAGAACGGUCAUAUCUCUCCUGGGAAAACCAGUAGAUCAAGGUCAGCUACAAUGACUGAGAAUGGUAGUAGUAUCGAUUUAAAAGAAUCUACAUUGAAACAAAUUCCUAGUCCCAGUACCAAUACUAAUGCUAAUACUACAGGUAUACGUAGAAGUAACUCUAUGAAUGAAAAACCAAAAAGAUCAAUUUUCAGUAGUUUAUUUGGGAAAAAAACACAGGAUGCAUCACCAAAUUUAACUGUACAGACUAACAAUUCUUCUAUAUCGACUGCUACACCAGUUAAAGUCGAUCAGAAACAAGAGAUUAUCAAUGAAAAUGUCUCUGAGUUGUCUCAAUUGGCAAGAAAUCGUUUAAGAAGAGUUAGGUUUGCGGUCGAUAAGAUAGAAGAUGAUCCACCACAACAAUUACCUUCAAGGAAACCUAAAAUGGGAAAUAUUCUGAUCCCGGAAGAAAUGGUUAGUAGUACACCUCUAAUAUCCGUUGGAAUAAGUAAUUCAAAAGGAAACAAUGGUAAUGAUGGUCAAACUUCGGCUCCUUCUUCUUCACAACAAAUGAGGAAGUUUACUAGGGACUCAAAAGAAUAUAAAAUCGUCUUGGAACAUUAUAAGAAAAGUUUAAAGGAAUCUGAAAGAAGACAAAUGGAAUCUCAUGAAGCAGCAGAAUGUGUUGCUAAAGAAGUUAGAAAUUAUAAACCAGGAACUCCCUUGAAAAAAAUUAGAAGUAAUGAGUCUCGUAUGAGUGCUAAUAGUGACGACGGAUUGGAAAAUGAUGCUACGAUCGAUUCAACUUUGAUGUCAAAUGUAGAGAUUGAUAAACCUUUACAUGUAAAUGCACAUCCUUUCCAAAAUUUACAAUCAGAACCAGCUUCUCCAAACUCUAAAAGUAUUAAUAAAGAGAUGACUUUAGAUGUAAUAUAUACAAGAUGUUGUCAUUUAAGGGAAAUCUUACCUAUUCCAUCAACAUUAAGACAAGUGAAAGGUAAGACUGCACCGUUGCAUGUUAUAAAAUUUUUAAAUCCAAGACCCACUUUGAUUGAUAUUCUCUCAUUUUGUGAUUUUAUAUCUAUUGUCCCCAUUCAUAUUGUUAUCUUUGAUAAUGUUCUGUUAAGUUCAGAAAUGUUUAGAAUUUUAUUGACAUCCUUAGUUAAUUCAAAAGUAUUAGAAAAAAUCGGUUUAAGAAACGUCGUAAUUAAUCAAUCAGACUGGAGAUUUUUUUGUAAUUUUAUGUUUCAAAAUAAAUCUGUUAUUAAGUUGGAUAUUUCUCAAACAAAGACAAGAAGUGAACAAGAUUUAUCCACUUAUAGAGAAAAUAUGAAUUGGUCUCUCUUUGCAGAGGUAUUGAAUACAAGGAAAGGUCGCCCAUUGGAAGAAUUGUUAUUGAAUGGUAUUAAAAUUUCAUAUAUCCCAUUGGAUGAAUUUAUGGCACUUUUAAAUAUUUUCGGUAAAAAAAACAAAGGUAAAAAUAAACAAAGGUUAGGGAUGGCAAUGACAGAUAUUGAUGCAGAUCAUAUUAGAAAUUUGUUUAAUUGGAUGUCUCAAUUUGGUAUUCAAGGGGUGGACUUUGCAUUUAAUAAUUUAACUCCAUUGCUAAAACCAAUUAUUGAUAAACUUUCGUUAUUAAAUUAUGAUCGUUUGGAAUAUUUUACAUUGAAUAGUACAUUUUUAAGUGAUAUUGAUGAGGUGACUCGUUUGUUGAACUGUUUGGCCAAAUUACCAAAUUUACAAUUCUUAGAUUUGAGUAAUUUACCAACUUUAUUUCCAGCCAUCUUCCCAUCAUUAAAUGAAACAUUACCAAAGUUUAAACAAUUGAAAAGAAUUCAUUUGGAUAAUAAUAAUAUGGAUGAUAAACAAUUGACUUUAUUAUGCAAUAUCUUGGUUAAAUGUAAAUCUUUAUCACACAUAUCAUUGAUGACUGUGAUAGCCACGCCAAGCCCUGUUGAAAAGAUACCAACAGGUCCCGAUGAAGUUAUGGAGUCGAAAUUGGGAAUGACCCCAUUUAAUGCUGAAGAAACAAAACCAAUAGAUGAGAAAACGAACGAAUUUAUUAAAUCGUCCUUGUGGGGCCAAUAUUAUAGUUUGGCCCAUGAUCUACCAAACUUAUUAAGUUUGGAUAUCAAUUACAAUGAAAUUCCAGAUGAAUUACAAUCUCGUAUUGCUUUGUGCCUAAUGAGAAAUAUGAAGAUGACAAUGGAUUCUACAUUCCAAAUUGAUGAAUUGACCUCCCAGGAUGAAUUGUUAUUCGAUGGUUCCUUAUUAACAGAUACUGCAGAUCAAGUAUUGAAGAGAUUUGAAGAAACUUCUGUUGAUGGUACAGUACAUACAGGAGAUUUGGAUGCCAGUAGAAAAUAUAUGUUAAAGAAAUAUAUUGAGAAAUUGGACAAUGUCUUGAAGAAGGUUCAAAUUACCAUAGAUUUGAUGCUAGAAAAGAGUAAAAACGAUCAAUUACCUGAAAAGGAAAAGGAGAAUUUAUUAAGUUUGUUGUUAUUGAAGAGAAACCUUUCGAAUAUCUUAGAGAUACUAUUGGAUGUCCCAAGACAAGCUUCUGAAGUCACUUCUCCUGUAUCACAAACUGUAUCAUCCUUCGACGCUAGAGAUAUUACUACACCUACGACUCCUAUGAGACCAGAUUUAAGACAUAUGGACUCUGCAAGAUUAUUAUCUCAAGCAGUGGGUACUGUGGUAGAACGAGCCACUGAUCAUACCAGGGAACGCGAAGAAAGAGAAAUUGAAGCUUCUCGUCCUCAUUUGAUGGCCACUGACUCUGGUAGAGUCAUUGAUGUUCAAACGGGUCAACAGGUGCUACAUAAGUCUUCUUCCAAUACCUCACUGGCUAGCAAAUUACAAGAACAAGAAGAAGGUGAAUUCCAUAAAUGGGGUUACUUCAGACAACACGCUUCAUUGUUAAAUGGUGAUUCGUCGUCACCUACCAUCACAACACCAAAUAAUGAGGAAGAAAAUGCAUCAAUGGGCACUACGACACCUAAACAGGAACAAGACAUAAAUCCAGGAACGGAUUCUAAAUUGAGGGAUACAAAACCAAAGAUUUUACCAAAGAUCCCUACUGGUUCUGAGUUGCGUAAAGCAAUUAUGAAGGCAAAGGGUGUUGAAUCUAUUGAUGAUUUGAUUAAGAAGGUGAGUGACAAUAAAUCGGAAUUAGAAUCUAUUUAUAAUGCGGCUUUAAACCUAAGUCAAGCAUCUACUAUUGAUGAUUCAAUUAGGGACAAUAUUGUUUCCUCAUCUUCUUAG